UAGGCUGAUGAUUAUAUGUCUAGUCAGAGUGUAAAGGCCUUUUAUGAGGAGAAUAUGUUCCCUAUUAGCUGCAGGAUCUGUGCUGAUUGAAUUCAGCUCCAUUGGUCUUAAUUGAAUAUCUGUCCAGGGGCCACAUUCUGCCAUGAAAAGCUUUUGUUUAUUUAAAAUUGUCACCCAAAUUGUGUGUUUUUGCAUUCAAGGGCUAACUAAGAAGGCUAUACCUCGAUCCUAGAAGGUCUUCAUCUUCUGCAAUCCAAUAAAAUGCAUUAAAGUCAAAGUUUGGUUUCCAGAAAUCUGUCAAAUUUUGGCCAAAUGGAGAUAAAACUGCAGAUCAAACAUAUUCUACUGUAGUUCUGGCGAAUACACGCCUCUAGAUGACAUUGGAGUCUAAUGGUGGCUGUUUGAAGUAUGGCCACUUAGAUAUGCUGUUUAGGAUGGGGCUGUAUUGCCGCACCUUUGUUCUGAUAAGAGGUCCCAGCCCCCAAUGACAAAGUGCGAACGAUGGGGAGGGCCGCGGCGAUAUAAGGGGCCGGUGAAGUGUCACGGACCUUCAGAGCUUCUCUUAAUGAUUUGAGCUUCUGUCCUGCUAUCUUCAAUCUGAUUUUUUUUUCCCUCAUGGAUUUCCUCCGCGCUUAUUUCGUCCUGUGCGCCGCUUUCCUUGCUCUCAUCGAGGCUUUUACGCACGAGGAUAUAAAGGACGCGCUGCUGCAAAAACUCGGUUUGGAUGAAGUUCCUAGAAUCCAAAAGAGGGAUCUGGAGAACCUGCUGGUUCCUGCGCACAUUAAGAACAAAUACCUGUCCAUGCUGAAGAUGCACCACAGCCGGAGACGUAGAUCUCUGCCCAGCCUGGCGGGGAUCCUGAGGGGGGUUCCUGGCAAUGCAGAUAUUUCUGGAGAGUACGUCUACUCCGACACCACCCGGCACCGCAUGGUGUUUGACAUGGAAGCGCGGAUCCCGGAUAACAGCGAGGUGACCAUGGCCGAGCUGAAGCUUUACCAGCGCGCAUCGCACCACAAACGUUACACUGUGGAGAAAAAGAACCACCGACCCGUCAACAACGCCCGGGUCAGCAUCUACUGGGUGGAGGUGCUGCCGGAUGGCUCCAACAGGACCUCACUUGUGGAUUCACGGUUGAUCCCAAUUCAUGAGACCGGCUGGAAGAGCUUUGAUGUCACCCAGGCGGUGCACUAUUGGUCCAAGACGCAGCAGAAGACACCCAUGCACCUGGAGGUGUGGAUCGAGGGCGAGAGACCUGGCAGCUACGCGGCAGAGAUGGCCAGGAGUGUGCGCUUUACCACCCAGGAGCAGACGGAUAACACCUUGGGGAAGCCUGAGCUCAUCCUUUACACACUCAACCUCGAGGAGUACGGCUCUGCAGGCGACUGCGAUGCAAACCAGAACAAAGACACCUGCUGCAGAGAGGAGUACUUCAUCAACUUCCGCGCGCUCACCUGGACGCAGUACUGGAUCAUCGAGCCGGCCGGUUACCAGGCCUUCAGGUGCACCGGAAGCUGCAAGCAACCCAAACGCAACUACGGCUACGGAGAGCGGAGGUGCGUGGUGGCGGAGAGUUCCCCGCUGCCCAUCAUGUACCUGGUGAAAAAGGGGGACUACACUGAGAUAGAGGUAGCUGAGUUCCCCAACAUGAUUGUGGAGCGAUGCGGCUGCAUGCUGGACAACGCCUCUGUGGUAUGAAGGCCGUAGUCGUCCUGUUGGGAAAUAACGCAGGGCGAAUAUAGUUCCUUUUGUUAGCUGUUACCAUAUUUAAUGGUUUUUUUUUUUUUACCAACUCGUCAAGUACUUUUUAUUUAAAUGGACAUUCAGAGGGAACGGUUCAGGCGGUACGAUAAAUUCAAUCUCCCUCCACAAGCACUUUUAGAGAUUUUGUAAAUUUUAAGGUUGUUUCUUUUAAAUAUGAAUUUGUAUGAAUUGUGUUAAAUCUAGUGCAACCAUUCAGAUUCAGAGUGAUUUUUUUAAAGAAAAAAAAGGCUGUAUAUAUAAUAUGAAUGAGUUUAUGUUUGUAAAAUAAAAUAUUGGUUUCUCACUUUG
Cyprinodon tularosa is the source of this 2049-nucleotide messenger RNA. It is a transcript of the gene lft1, whose product is annotated as lefty1. Gene Ontology annotation, biological process: BMP signaling pathway; SMAD protein signal transduction. The transcript has 4 exons. NCBI's taxonomy places the organism in Eukaryota, Metazoa, Chordata, Actinopteri, Cyprinodontiformes, Cyprinodontidae. The record is from RefSeq and is a predicted model, not a curated record. Gene Ontology annotation, molecular function: growth factor activity; cytokine activity; transforming growth factor beta receptor binding. Bases 616 to 1695 code for a protein of 359 amino acids. Gene Ontology annotation, cellular component: extracellular region.